Penaeus monodon (black tiger shrimp) is the source of this 1584-nucleotide messenger RNA. RefSeq lists its product as uncharacterized. Lineage: Eukaryota; Metazoa; Arthropoda; Malacostraca; Decapoda; Penaeidae. The transcript is spliced from 3 exons. The record is from RefSeq and is a predicted model, not a curated record. Bases 1 to 1584 code for a protein of 527 amino acids.
AUGAAGUCAGUGUUAUGUUCCAAUGGGCUGUGGAUUGGAUUUGGUGCCGUAACUGAGCUAAUUAUACGUGAGACGGUAGACUACUGGGAAUCAUGGAUUGUGAUAUGUGGCCUUGAAGUGAUUUCCCCAAUGAAAAUUGGGACCCUAGCUCCCCUAGCAUUGAGACGCACUGUAGAGAAAUUUGGCAAAGAAUAUCCGGAUGUGCAAGAUAUGAUUAUUAACAAUACUUAUGUUGAUGACAUACUGUAUUCUACUGAUACUGUUGAGAAUGCAUUCAAGUUAAUACAGGAUGCGGAGAAGAUAUUGUGUCAGGGAAGUUUCAGAGUUAAACAUUGGAUUGUCAGUGGGCAUUAUGAAAGCAGCAAGGUCAAUGUGAUAAAAUCUGACCAUGAGAAGAUCUUAGGAUUGAAAUGGAACCCGUUGGAUGAUCAUUUUUUCUUCACCGUAAAACUUAAUUUUUCUUCAAGAAUAAGAAAGGUCAGAAGUGGUCCGAAUUUAAAUUCAGAUGAAAUUGAUGAUAAAUUUCCAGAACAUUUGACACGCAGAAUGAUAUUGAGUCAAAUUGCUUCCAUAUAUGAUCCAUUAGGGUUUGCUGUACCAGUAUUGCUCAAAGCGAAAAUUUUGAUGAGGCUCGUGAUUUCCAGAAGUGAAUCGAAAGAUGGCGGAAUCAAGUGGGAUGAUCCACUUGAUAUUUCCAUGGUUAAGGAAUGGAAGAUGUUUUUCAAGGAAUUGUAUGAGUUAGAGAGAUUGACUUUUAGAAGAUCCUUGAUACCAUCUAAUGUAGUUGGUAAACCAAGCCUAAUAAUAUUUUCGGAUGGUAGCAUGCAAGCAUACGGAGCUUGUGCAUAUGUGAGGUGGCAAACUGGUGAACAUGAAUUUGAGUCACAUCUGAUAGCAGCUAGAAAUAAGAUUGCACCAAUGAAGCAAAUGUCCAUUCCUAGGUUAGAACUAUGUGCAGCUCUUAUGGCUGCUAGACUAAGAGAAUCUAUAUUAAAGGAGUUUACAUGGAAGUUUGAGGCAAUUUACCACAUAGUUGACUCAUCAAUUGUAAGAUCACAAAUCCAAAAGGAGAGUCACGGAUUCAAUACCUUUGUUGCAGUACGCAUAGCAGAGAUACAAAUCAAGACCGACCCAAAGGAAUGGUGGUGGGUCGAUUCAACACAGAAUAUCGCAGACAUGACCUCUAGACCAUGCAAACCAGAGAAAAUUGGAAGAGAAUCUGACUGGCAAAAUGGACCCAAGUUUUUAACUUUACCAACUAAUAGAUGGCCCAUCAGGCAAACUUGUGAGGAUGAGUUAACUGACAGAAUUGGUAUUACCAUGACGGUUAAUAAUGCAAGUCAUGAGAAUUGUGGUAUACAAUUAAUGGAUGUUAAUAGGUAUAGUGACUACUACAAAUUGCUGAGAGUUACAUGUAGGGUAAUGAAUGUAUUCAAAUACAAGUCUUUCAAAGGCAUUCUAAGAACCCCCACAGUUCAAGGGAUUACAGAUGCAGAAAUAUUAUGGGUCAAGGAAAUGCAAAAGAGCAUGACUGAUUGGGAAACAAGGUUCAAAAGAUUGGGACAUCAGUUGAAAGGGGAAUAA